This is a messenger RNA of Saccostrea cuccullata (small rock oyster), 604 nucleotides long. RefSeq lists its product as uncharacterized. Lineage: Eukaryota; Metazoa; Mollusca; Bivalvia; Ostreida; Ostreidae. The record is from RefSeq and is a predicted model, not a curated record. The transcript is spliced from 5 exons. Bases 62 to 604 code for a protein of 180 amino acids.
UCUUUGAAAAAUCCACAUGUGUAACACAUUGAUAUUGUAGUAUACAGUAUUGCGUUGAUAAAUGGAUGUUUUCACAGCAAUAGAAGGAUUUAAAAAUAUUUACUCGGAGUUGAAGGGCGAAACAACGCUAGAAUUCCUCAAAUGGGUCAAAGAUAAUGUAGAUGGUCUUAUUGAGAAAAAAAUAAAAUCUUCCCAGAAUAACAGUGACAUUGUCCUGCAAUCAAUCCGAGAGGACCUUAGAUCUCUCCUUCCUCUGAAUGGGGUUACCUCUACAGAGAAUAUCCACACACCCACUGUGGGUCCUAAUGCGGACUGUGAUGGUCCCAGCACUGAACACAUCGAUGCCUUCUGUUAUGACGAUGAUGACAUUGAUGAUUUGUGUGAUGAGGGUCAGAUGAGUAGGAACUACUGCACAGACUGCGGAUCUAGAAAUGUCAGACCUCUAACUCUGAUUACACACUCUGCAUCUGUGAAACAGAUUAAAUAUAUCUUCCAACACUUACUUGGGGACCUCAGAGGAAAAACUGUUGUUGAUGUGGGGUCCAGAACAGGUGCAAUACUGUAUGGGGCCUACCUGAUGAGUUGUUCUUUGUUUAAGACAUAA